AUGACGUUGUCCCUUAACACGCUCAUCCCCAACGCUUUCUCCAUCUCCUCGGGGAUAGCCUCCGAUGCCAUCUCCACCACUAAAGAGCUGAAAGACGGCCAGACCACAAAGUUCGUCGACGGCCAGGCAAAAACAGCCGGUGGACCCCAAAAACCCUACUUCGAUGACGUAGGUCCCAGAAAUAUAACUGCGGUCGUUGGCCAGUCCGCCAUCCUUAAUUGCCGUGUGAAACAUCCAGGUGACAGGACGGUCUCUUGGAUGAGGAAACGGGAUCUCCAUAUAUUAACGUCCGGAAUCCACACGUACACAGGAGACGGGCGGUUUGGCGUGCAUCACCCGGAGCACAGCGACGACUGGAAUUUGCACGUGGAAUUCGUGCAAAGGAGGGACGCCGGGGUCUACGAAUGUCAGGUCAACACCGAACCCAAAAUUAAUUAUGCCGUCUGGUUACACGUAGAAGAUGCUCAGGCAACCAUCUCUGGCCCACCGGAGAUCUACGUAAAGAAAGGCAGCACCAUCUCCCUCACCUGUUCCAUAAACAUACACUCAAACCCACCGUCUUCGGUGCUCUGGUACCACGGACAGUCGGUGAUCGAUUUCGACUCUCCCAGGGGUGGCAUAAGUCUGGAAACUGAGAAAACCGAGGCCGGGACAACGAGCAAACUUCUCGUCACCAAGGCCCUAUUGUCAGAUUCGGGGAACUAUACGUGCAUGCCGUCCAACGCCACCCCUGCUUCCACGGUCGUUCAUGUCUUGAAUGGGGAGCAUCCAGCAGCCAUGCAGACCAGCAGCACCAGUCCAAUACAAGGCGUUUCUUCGCUGAUCGCUUUCCUUCUAGCAGCAUCAGCGUCCAUCAGAUGAUCAGAAAGCUUUCUUUAUUGAAGAGACUUCGCUCAAGGUGCACUUGAUAGUGUUAUAAAGAAUAAGAGUGUAAAUAUUUGUCCCUAAGUUGUGAACUUUACGGUGUCUUACACCGAUCAUAACAACACUUUGUGUCCAGAAUCUACGAGGAGGUGAAAAUGAAGAAAAUCGUGAUCUGAAUUCUUCUUAAAUGUGAAUCGGGAAUUUUUUCCUA
Molecule: messenger RNA, 1075 nt
Organism: Coccinella septempunctata (seven-spotted ladybird)
Lineage: Eukaryota; Metazoa; Arthropoda; Insecta; Coleoptera; Coccinellidae
Product: transmembrane and immunoglobulin domain-containing protein 1-like
Exons: 5
Coding region: 1-861 (286 amino acids)
Biological process (GO): synapse organization
Cellular component (GO): neuron projection membrane
Source: RefSeq, a predicted model, not a curated record